AUGUCUACCUCUGUGCAAGCUUCUGUGGCAGCUUCUGUGGUCAACUCAUCUGUGCAAGCUUCUCUCAUCAACGCAUCUCUUCCCGGUCCCUUACCCUUAAUAAUUUCGGGGCAAGAUUUCUUCUCCCCUUUUGGCGCCUAUGGUACUUUCCUCUCGGGAGGGGCUGUGGCCUUCGCUUUCGACCACCUCGGAUCCCGUUUGGCCCCUGCUUACAAGGACAGAAAAGCCUACAAGAUCGAGAUUAUCUGGACGCUCAACCCUGGUAUCAAUGAGCUCAUGUGGCGAACGGACGUCAACUUUCGGGAUUCAAUCUGGAAUUCGUUGACCACCAUGAACACACGGAUAGAAAUGCCCACAUCAAAGUUCCGCCUACUUUUUGCGGAGGGCGAUGCUUUGAGCUUGGUGGGACUUGAGGCAAUCCCACGGAUCCAUGAACAGACCGUAAUCGCGCUUCUUCCAUUUGGCAUCCCUGCUCCUCACCUGCUGGACACUUUCGCUCUACCCGCCCAGGUCACACAAGCGGGAGUUUAUUUUGACUGUAAGGUUGACGUGACGCACCUACCUACUGGAGUGGUCCUCCUUAAGGACCACAGCCUGGCUUCGGGAUUCAAUGGUGUCCGGGUCAUAUCUACGAAUGCGCCGGACGCGCAAGCCCUCAUUGACACAGUGCGUCAUGAUCCUCUAUAUCUGAGCUUCAUAGACACGGCUAUGCAGCGAAGCAAUGAACAGCAAGAGGAAUGGGAGAUGUCGCAGGCAGCGGGCUUGUCCAACACUUAA
Messenger RNA from Sordaria macrospora k-hell, 777 nucleotides. RefSeq lists its product as uncharacterized. Lineage: Eukaryota; Fungi; Ascomycota; Sordariomycetes; Sordariales; Sordariaceae. The record is from RefSeq and is a predicted model, not a curated record.